Penicillium angulare is the source of this 987-nucleotide messenger RNA. Its product is annotated as tRNA wybutosine-synthesizing 3 family protein. NCBI's taxonomy places the organism in Eukaryota, Fungi, Ascomycota, Eurotiomycetes, Eurotiales, Aspergillaceae. Gene Ontology annotation, molecular function: tRNA methyltransferase activity. Gene Ontology annotation, biological process: tRNA methylation. The transcript is spliced from 2 exons. Bases 1 to 987 code for a protein of 328 amino acids. The record is from RefSeq and is a predicted model, not a curated record. Gene Ontology annotation, cellular component: cytoplasm.
AUGAAUAUAUCACUCUCCAUCCCGGCAAUUUUCGAGUCCCGAAAAAACAAAAUUCUGCAGGAAUUAUCGGUUCCUGAUGAAGAGUAUACGGAUCUUUCACCGAAGGGAUCGGUAGAUGAGGGUAUUCGCGAUUUGAUUCGGGAUAUCAAUACUUUGCCUGGUCUUGUUACUACUAGCAGUUGUGCGGGGAGGAUCAGUGUCUUUUUAGAAGGGAGGAAGAAGACGGCAACGACGACGGGGGAUGAGAGUCUAGAUCAAGAUUCGGCCUCAGCCUCGAGACAGUUUGUUCCGAGUGGGGGGAAGGGAACGGGUCGUUGGCUUUAUGUUUCUCAUGAUCCGUUUGUGAGCUCUGAUAAUUCUGCUGCUUCGUCGUUACCAUUGCAUGAAAAGUUUGGACUUUCGCCUGGGGAUGGGAGGCCGCCGAAUGGGAAGGCUUUGAGGCUUGUUCGAUUUCAUUUUGAACCUUUGAUUCUACAUAUAAUGGCUGCAUCAUUACAUCACGCUCAACCCGUUUUAUCAGCUGCGUCAACCUCCGGCUUUCGCGAAAGUGGUCUUCAAAGUCUUCGAUGCCUAGAAGGCGAAGAAGGACCUAGUCCAAUUGUUGCCGUUAGAUCUUCCGGUUUAUCCCUUGAAUCUGUGAUCGGGUACUGCGAUGACAAUGACGAUGAAGGGGGCGAUGAGCCUGUUAUUCGUAGUUUGGUCUCGGAGGAAUAUCUGCAGAUGCUUAUUGCUAUGUCUAAUGAGCGGUUUGAAGUUAAUGCUGAGCGGAAAGAGAGGUUCCGGGCUGGGCUGUUAGAUGCUGUUAGGGGGAAGGUGAAGCCUGAUGGGUGGGAGGAUCCGGUUGUUAGGAGGGAAAGGAAGAAGGCGGAGGGAUUGGCGAAGAAGAGGGCUAUGGAGGAGAGGAAUUCGAAGGGGCCUGCUGGACAGGUUCAGGUUCAGGUUCCCGAGGACUUGGAGAUUGGGGCUUUUGGGGAGAGGGCUUUAUGA